ACUGGUUCCCGAUUUUGUAGUCCUUUAUUUAUAGCACUUAACCAUUCAGCCGAGAGCCAGUCGUCUAAAAUAACAGUAUAAAACCGAAAAUCACGUGCAGUCUGUCUCACUUACGCUGUUUCUUUUGACAAGUCACACCGAUAAAUUCUUAGUUCUGAGUAACAUAAGACUAGUAAUUUAACUGGUAGUAAGAUGCCACGUGGAAGAGUGCGGCAACGAGGAGGCAGGGCUCGAGGUAGAGCGCAUGGCAGGGGUAUGCCAAGACCCCAAGACAACGACGCCAACCCGGUACCAGUGGCAAAUCAGCCGGAGAACCGCCCGAAUACACGCGGACAGAAGAGGAGGGCCGAUGACCUUGGUCAGGAGGACAGAAGCCCACAACGUGGUCCGGCGGCACAGGCGUUAGGGGACGAAGAGUUUGAUGAAGGGGACAACCAGCUCCUGCAAGGAGAAAAAGAUGUAUGGGUUUUAGGGGAUUCAAUCCCUUACUGGGCCGGCAUCCGAGCGACGGACACAGGAAAGGUCAACCUUCGCUUGCCUGACUUAACAAUUGCUUGGUGGGGAGUGAGGGGACUCGGCUGGACCUCUUUCCGCAACUCCAUAGAGACCCAGGUGCUGCUAUCGCCUCCACCCAAGAUUAUCAUCAUACAUUUAGGUGGUAACGAUCUUGCCUCAUUAUCUUUGAUCAAAAUGAGAAGAAGUAUAAAAGGGGAAAUCGAAUACCUCCGUGAGGCUUUUCCCGACACCGUUCUGAUAUGGGUUGACAUUUUACCCAGGCGUGUUUGGAGGGGGUCACGAACAUAAAGUCAUUGGAGAC
Messenger RNA from Mercenaria mercenaria, 817 nucleotides. RefSeq lists its product as uncharacterized. The coding region runs from base 193 to 804 and encodes 203 amino acids. NCBI's taxonomy places the organism in Eukaryota, Metazoa, Mollusca, Bivalvia, Venerida, Veneridae. The transcript has 2 exons. The record is from RefSeq and is a predicted model, not a curated record.